Messenger RNA from Sinocyclocheilus anshuiensis, 2405 nucleotides. RefSeq names its product protein SET-like. Gene Ontology annotation, cellular component: nucleus. The transcript has 8 exons. Gene Ontology annotation, biological process: nucleosome assembly. NCBI's taxonomy places the organism in Eukaryota, Metazoa, Chordata, Actinopteri, Cypriniformes, Cyprinidae. The record is from RefSeq and is a predicted model, not a curated record. Bases 393 to 1907 code for a protein of 504 amino acids.
CGCGGUGCAUUUCAGCCAAUCAGAGCUUUGUUUUCGCGCUCGUAUGCAAAGCCUCAGAUACAUGGCGAACGGAAGGGCAAACUGUAAACAAAUACAACAGAACUGGACAGUUUUAGACGGAUUGUGACUUUUAAGAGAAACGUAACUCUAUAUUACGAAUGCUGUGUGUAAAUACAAACGGAAAUAUUCGAUAUGCGACAAUCAGCGAGAAUUUAAACUAGCCUCAUUCAGCGUUAGGAAGCUACCUAGGCCUGCUGACAUUUGCGCAGACUUGGAAUUUGGUAGUGCUGUAAUGCGAACGCGGGCUCUGGAUAGAGACCCGCACAGUUAACUCAAUUAGCAUUUAAAAUUUGUUUUAAAAUCGUCUGACAAAGUUACAACUAGGCAGCAGCAUGAGUACAAACUCGAACAGCGGUCAGCCGUCCGAAACUAACCAGAGGAAAAGAAGUGCAAGUCCAAGUGUUGAGUCUGACUCCACGCUGCCCAAGCAGGCAUCAUCACAAGUAAGUGAUGAGGAACCAAGGAAUGACUCUCGUGAAGAUGCAGAACCUGAGAAAGUUGGCAAUGAUGAGCCAAAACACGGAUCUGAGCAUCCUGAAGACGCUAAAGAGAAGGACACGGUGAUUCUGAAUGAAGCAGAUGCGCAGGAGAGCACAGGACAGGCUUGUGGAGGUGAGAGCGAGCGCCAGCCGUCAGAUUCCGCUGCCAUCGCCGCAGCAGAAGCGCUUGCCAGUCUGACCGGUGGAGACGCGGACGAAGACCGUAAAGAAAUGCCCCGUUCGUCUAAAAAAGCGAGCCGAGAGAAAUCAAGGGAUAAGUCUAAUCGUCCCAGUUGCUCUCAGAGCGAGAGAAGGACGGAGGCAGCCGCGGCUGACAGCUCCUCAUCCCUGCUGCUCUGCGAGGACCGAGAAGAUCCAGAGCAGGCUUCGUUCGUGGAUGAUGAGGAGGAGGAUGACGACUCUCUUCCUGGCUCUUCCUCCACGGCUAGCUCGUCUGUCGCCUCUGAUAAUGAUGAUAACGAGGACGGAGAGUGUGCCAUAGUGUCGGUGAAGAUGGCCCCGGAGGUGCGGCAGUCCGUGGCGCUGCUCGCACAGGUGCAGAUGCGGCUGGACGCGCUGGAGAAGAAAGGCGCGCGUCUGCAUCAAACGGCAAUGGAACUACCACGUUCAAGGCCCAGAAAGAAAGCCAAUCAGCUUCUGAAUCACCCACUUCUAUCAGCGCAAAUUGACGAGACUGAUGAAGAUGCUCUAAGCUACAUGACUAACUUAGAGAUUGAGUCUUUCAAGAACAACAAACUUGGUUACCGCAUCUGCUUCCAUUUCCGGCGAAAUCCCUUUUUUCAAAACAAAAUGAUAGUGAAGGAGCUUCAUCUUGGUAUGGGAGGGUCACCGGUGUCGUUCUCAAACCCGAUUUUGUGGCACAGGGGGCAGAAUCUGGUCGGUAGUGGAGAACCACGUCGAACAUCACAGGGAGUCUACCAGAGCUUCUUCCAUUGGUUCAGUGACCACAGCAACCCAGGAAGGGAUGACAUCGCGCAGAUCCUGAAAGAUGACCUGUACAGAAACCCUUUGAGGUACUAUCUGACUCCACUCUGGGAGCCACGAGAGAAUGGCAGCAGAGGUCCCAAACCUCAGGGCAACAAUAAUGGAGACGAGUGUGUGAUCAUCUCAGAUUCAGAUGAAGAUGAGGAGAAGAGCCAAAACUUGGGGCAAGAGGAUGAAGAUGAUGACCAAGUCGGAGGCUCAGAAGAGAAUGACAGAGAUGAGGGGGAGUCCUCCUAUGAGGAGAGAGAUGAAGAGGAAGUGGAUGUUGAGGAAGUAGACGAGUCACGUGACUCUAGUGGCUGUGAGGUCAGAGAGCAAGGACAGGAAGAGGAAGAUAUUGAUGUAGAUGAAGAGAAGAGUUAGGACACGGGGUUGUCUCUGUUUCUUUUUACGCAGAAUAGCAUCAUUCGAAUUUUCUAUGAUCUGUUUUACUGAUAUAAUUUCCUGCAUAAAUUAAGAGUCUGUUUCAAAUAACAAGUGGUUAAUGAUGCUUAAUGAUCAGGGUUUAAAUAUGUCUUCAUUGUAGAUGGUACUUUCAAUACAUCAAAGAUGAUGAAUAUUCAAAUCCAAUGUGUGCACUCCUCCGAAAACAUGUUUUCCUUAAGAUGUCUUCACAUUUUACACUUAUAACUUUGCAUUAACAGAUUUCAGAGGGCUACUGAUACCAGUAAGACACCUCUUUUAUCUCACAACGGACUGUUUAAAGCUUGGGAUUAUAGACUGCACUUAGUUUAGUUUAGUUUUUGUAUGACCGUAUACAGUAGCAUUGUCUGUCACUCGCAAUCAUGACCAUUUAUAAACACACCAUACUUUCCUGUUUGGAUGUUUUACAGACCUAAUCAUGUUUUUCAGUCAUUGCUG